Messenger RNA from Dicentrarchus labrax (European seabass), 4410 nucleotides. RefSeq names its product SLX4 interacting protein (gene slx4ip). The transcript has 9 exons. The record is from RefSeq and is a predicted model, not a curated record. NCBI's taxonomy places the organism in Eukaryota, Metazoa, Chordata, Actinopteri, Moronidae. The coding region runs from base 291 to 1598 and encodes 435 amino acids.
GGGAGAUCCGUGCAAAGAGACGGGGAUUUCUUGACGAGACGAGACAUGAUUUAAGCUUCUGACAGCACUGCAGGUUCACCGUAGAAGCACUGUCGACAACCUAAAGUUACACUAGUCGCUCGGCAUAACGUUACACAACGGCCAGUCGGUGUCACUCUGUGUCUGUAGCCUCUGAACAACAAACUCCGGCUCGUGCUCGCUUCCUCGCAGCGGUUGGGACUACAAACUGCCUGUGACGUCAUCCCUCGCCCGUUUUUCGACGAACACUUUUGGCGGUGAAACUCACAGAGAUGGCUCCAAUCAAAUUUGUCAUUAAGUGUGGGAACUUUGCUGUGCUGGUGGAUCUCCACGUUCUGCCCCUGGGCAGCCAAGAGGACGCCAGCUGGUUUACUACGGACCACAUCGAGGAAGUUACAGCCCUGGUUCGAGAUGCUGUGGACCAGAGGGUUAAGCAGUACACAGAGUCCCUCCAUGUUAAAAGACAGCCCAAACAGAAGAAGGAGCUGGCACCUGCUUCAGCCUUUUUUGUGAAAGGGAAAAGCUUCAACCUAGUUGCCAAUUUUCUAAAGCGUCAUGUCAACCUCAGAUGUAUUGCCAAGAAGCUCUACGGAGAUUUGCGUGUGUUUCCUGAACGCUAUGUUGUGUGUGUGAGCUGUCCAGAGGAUGCCUCAGCACACCAUGGAAACCCGAGCCUGGCCGCGACUGAGCUGAACGAACAAAGCAGAUCGGAAUAUUUUUCCAGAGCUGGAGAAACCCAAGAGCCUUUAAACAGCCUCACAAAAACAAAGAAGACUGUGCUUCAAAAGAUAGCCAAACAAGCUCGUGUCCAGCGAGACCGCUAUGGGUCCAGUACGGGGGAGCUGCGGAUUGACCAGAGAGCCUGCCUCAAGAACCAAACACGGGGACUUACAGCUGGCGAGUCAGAAUCAAGCCCAAUAUCGACCAGCUCUGGACAGAAGGCCUUCCCAGAGGCAGACCACAAGGUGCAUUUCACUAAUGCCUCAAAUGAAGCUGUGGUUCAGAUUGUGACUACUCGAAAGCAGGGUCUGACCCUGGAGCAGCAGACUGAGAGUAGCCCUCCAGACAGCAUCCACCCAAAUGGGGCCUCUGUAGUUUUAUGCCAACAUGAAAUCAGUCAGGAGGAGCACAGCAAGAGCAAGAGGUGCAAGUCGAGCGAUGUAGGGGAAGACCCUCACCCACAGAGGGCCAAGAGGACGUGCCUUGGAAGACCUCCAGCCACAACGCAAACUCACUCCACCGAGUGCUCCACACAAACAUCCAAGCAUGACCUUCUUCCUCUGCCGCCCCUUCCUCCAGUCGAAGCCAAGGCAGAGUCCAAGGCUUUCCCAGUCUCCGAGUGCAAGAAAACCACACUGGAAGUAGAGCUGCUUACUCUAGGGAAACGGGCCCAGAGGCUCCCCCUCACAAGCAAUAACACGGCACAGACAAACCAAAACAGGCUGGCCGCAAGUCUGAGGGGCCUAUCUGUCAAGCCUGCAUCCUCAGGCUCCUCUAUUAGUUCCAGAUCCACACUCGAAGAGGAGGGGAGUGAAAAUGUGCCCAGAACCUCUAGAUUACGACGACUGAAGAGGUCCUGAGGGGGAGAGACAAGCUACAGUAAAGAUGCCUGACGCCACAGAGAUAGAGAUGAUAUUGUGUCAGGCUACAUGUUUACCCCAUGCAGUCUCCUCAGAUGUCAUGAAUUUGUACCAGUGUCACAUUUUACUUCAGUAUCUAUUCUUUUCACAUGUGUUGUAUAUACAGUGCGCACACACACACACACACACACACACACACACACACACACAGAUCAAAUGCUAAACAUAUUAUGGCAAUUGAUACAUGAGUGUUUGAGUUACACUUUGUCAAAUACUUGAAACAGACUUUGCCUCCACCCAUAAGUAGUGGUGGUCAAGAGAGGCUCGCAAAUGAAAGUCAAAAACCUUUAAUUGGAGUUUAGAUUUGGUUUUGUGUUAAAGAUUGGGGAUUUCAGACAGGCAGGAGCCAUGCAGUACGUCAUGGCUUUCAGUCUGAAAUACUGGCUCCUACGUGUCUGAAAACUGUCCAGUUUCCCCACUGAAGCUCUGCUGUGAUUGAUUGCUGUUUCCAGAUUUAUUUCAUCACCCCAUUCUCAAAAAUGUACUGUUGUAGUUAGAUUUCAUUCAUAUACAAUUUGCUCAAUACUUAGUUGCUAAGCACCUGAAAUGUAUAUUUAAAUUUGAGGGUAUUAUGGAGCUUUUAUUAUUGAAUUUGAACCAAAAAUGUGUGGGUGUAUGGGCAGUAUUGAAAUAUUAGUGGUUUUCUUUGGAAAUAGCAGGACAUCUACAGUAUCACAGGUUAAAAUGUAGCUGCUGUCGUCACUCCUGCCCUUGCCAAGAGAGAGCAUGGGGCAAUUACAGUCACUCAUACCUGCGUGUAAAGCCCAAGACGUUCCACUUGAUAACAUGAUGUUGCCUUAUUUUAGCUGGAAAGACAUUUUAUGAUAUAAAUAAAUUUGUUUUUCCUAAGAAAAAAAAUGGGGAUUUUUGUGGAAAUGCAAAUAGGCUGAUAACUUCGGGAAGCAGCCAGCAUGAAAUAACAUGUAGAUCUCUGCUAUUGUUUUGCUCACACAGUCAAGCCUGGCCGAUGCUCAUGGCAGUUUGACAGUGGAAGUCUGUCCAACAACAUUGAUGUUACCAGUAAACCAGUCCUUCCCCGUUCCCAUUCUCUGUCAGUAUUAGCUGAUUGUUAUCAAGACGGAGACAAUAUGGUGGAUUAGUGAAAGUGACCUUACUGUUUUAAGUCCCAGUAUGUUUAAGGUAACUCUCAAGAGGUGUUGAUAAUCUCUUGUUUUGGCUUUAAUCCUUUCAAAACAGGAUUCUGCAGAGGAGCAAGUCUUAAAAUCAGCUCAACUCUACAACUUAGGCUUCUCAGGCUUGGUUUGAAAGGUUUUAGUUAAGCCUGCUUCUUAAACCAGACCAACAAGGGCAACAUUGUCUGAGGAUCAUGAGGAGUGAGGAUAUUUUUGUCUCCAGGAUUGACUUAAUACGACGAUGGCUUGCUACAACGUAAUUAGCUGUAAACACAUUUGGACAGAGACCUUGCUCAAGUCUAUGAUGUCUCUCCAGCAGCCGUUCCCACGCCAGCUGCAUGAGAAACCUUUCAUAUGCUCUGACAUGUUUGGCUUGAUGCAUCACAGACAGACUCCUCACUCGCUCUCCAGAACAAAGACAACUUUAAUUCUCUUUUCAUACAAAAUAUUUAAUAAAUAUGACUUUCAAAAAUAUAUUGCCAGAUCAACACAUAAUUCUCAAGUUCAUAACACAAAGUCAAAAAUAGGACAAAAUGUUGCCAUGAUCUCAAAGGGUUAACAAAUGAGAUAAAACAUGUUUGUCUUUAAGAGCCUCAUUUUUAAAAAGAAACAAAUGUGCACAGAAACAAAGCAGAUUCUUGCCGAGCAAGGCAGUGUUUUCAUCUGAUUCUACAGUGUUCCCAUUGCCCCCCUACUGUUCAAGUACUCAUGGUCUAGCUUAUGAUAUUACGCUGACUAAAGCAGAUGGGAAUUCUGGCGUGUCAUAUUGAUGUGACUUGCCUUGCAAGUUGGUGGAUUUUGACAGCCUUUUGAAAUGUGUCAAUGGGUUAAACUGAAGCUGCUGAAGGAUUUUUGUUCCCUUAAGUAUUAAUCCAUUAGUGGCAAGCAAUAUGUCUGCCACCAUGUCCAUUCCUUGCAGCAGCCGUGAUCAUUUGUUGUCCUAACCUCACUUGCCUUCAAUCAAGGUCCUGGCAACAAAUAAUGAAAUGUCAAAUGUGUGGAAAAACAAAAGAAAAAAGUCUUUCUUUCAGGCAAAAAGUGCCUAUCCUUUGUCUUCUUUGAAAUUUGGCUUUUACAAAAUGCGUUGAAAAAAAAAAUUAAGUCAUUGAAAGAAAUGGUAGGCUUCCACAGCUAUCAAAACCUUCAAACUAGACAGAACAUAUAAAUAAAAAGGAAUGAUAUCUUAAGGCUCUUGAUUAUUAAGUUAAUAAAUCAAAUAUACACAAUGAUUAAUAAAAAAAUGUACAUAUCUACAUGUUCUAAAUCGACACAUAAAUUCUUCAUAUUGGCAGCAACUGCUGACAUUGAACCCUUCCCUCCCCCUCCCCCAGCCCCCCCAAAAUAAAAAUAAAUAAUAAAGUUGAUCUUUUUUUUUCUCAUUUGACAGUUGCUGAAGUCUAAAGCGGAAAAGGCACUUUCUCCAAACAGAACUAGAAAGAAUUCAAACACGUACUAAAAAUAAUUAGCUCUAGUGUUGAACACGUCGGGUAGUUUUAGUCAUUGUACAACAAUUACAUCAGGAGCCCCUUCUAUGUGUCCACUCAAUUUAAAAAAAAAAAAAAAAAAAGGGAAAUGAAAUGCAGAGGAGGACACUUUUGCAAACUAGUUCUACAGUGAAA